CUCUUUAUUAUUAUUGUUAUUCUCCCUCUCUACACAGAAAACUUUCCCCAAGACAUUCCUAUUACCUCAUCACAUCACAUGUAUGCCCUCAUAAUCUAGCUUCUACACUGCCCUCUCUUCCUAUUUCCUAACAUUCAAAGCAGCAAAAGAGAAAAAAGUUGAAAAAGGGGGCAGCAAAUCCAACCAGCCCAUCAAUUUGUUUCAGUCAAAACAACAUUUGAACCCCAAAGCGCCCCUUCCUCUGUUUUUUUGCACGGAUUCCGAUACUAGGAAAUGAACACCCACAAGUUCCAAAUCUUUGAUUCUCUGCCUGCAUAGCGGAGGUUGGUUGCAAUGGCAAAAAGGGUGUACCAAGUUUGGAAGGGAAGCAAUAAAUUUUUAUUCAGGGGGAGGCUGAUAUUUGGACCUGACGCUAAGUCACUCGUUGUGACAUUGUUGCUUAUCCUUGUUCCUGUUGUUCUCUUUUGUACACUUGUUGCUAGUAACCUCCUCGAUGAAAUUCCAGAUGGGGGAUCUGCAAUUUUGGUGGUAGCAAUUGUCUUCACGAUUUAUGUAUUGGUGCUUCUUCUUUGUACUUCAGCCCGUGACCCUGGCAUUAUACCUCGAAAUUCUCAUCCACCAGAGGAAGAGUUCUGUUAUGAAUCUUCAGCUUCAGCUGAGGCUGGUGGAAGACAAACACCAAGCCUACAAUUCCCUCGUACAAAAGAAGUCAUCGUUAAUGGUUAUCCUGUGAGGGUGAAGUAUUGUGAGACAUGCAUGUUAUAUCGUCCUCCUCGUUGCUCACAUUGCUCCAUAUGUAAUAAUUGUGUGGAGCGAUUUGAUCACCAUUGCCCUUGGGUGGGCCAAUGCAUUGGAAUGCGCAACUACCGCUACUUCUUUCUGUUUGUUUCUUCUUCAACUCUUCUCUGCAUCUUCGUCUUUGCAAUGUCGGCUCUGCACAUAAAAUUUCUUUUUGAUGAUAAAGGAACCGUAUGGAAGGCAAUGAGGGAAUCACCCAUUUCAGUCGUGCUCAUGGGCUACUGCUUCAUUUCUCUGUGGUUUGUUGGGGGUCUCACUGGUUUCCAUUUAUACCUUAUCGGCACAAACCAGACCACGUAUGAGAAUUUCCGCUACAGAGCAGACAACAGGAUCAACGCCUAUGACCUUGGUUGCCUGAAAAAUUUUCUUGAAGUUUUCUGCACUAAAAUCAAGCCUUCAAGGAAUGAUUUCCAUGCAUAUGUACGAGAAGAGCCACCAAGGCUGCCUCCUCGCAUGGUUCCCACUUUAGAAGAAGAAGCAGACGACUGUGGUGGGGACCGGCGAGCAAAAGUAGAAGACGAUCUAGAGAUUGGCGAUGACCUCCUGAAGAUUUCCCAACGCCGCAACUUUGAAGUUGAGGAAAUACGCAGCAGAGGCAGUGAAAGCCUGCCCAGAAACUCUUCUGAGGCUGAGCUUGGCUUAGGCUCAGAUCCACAACAACCUGCUGGCAUUCGAUCAGAGACCCGCCACUCAAGUUGGGGCAGACGAAGUGGGAACUUGGAGAUCUCCCCAGAUAUUCUCGCAAUGAAUUCCACGGUCACUGAGAACAGAAACCACAACACCAGGAAGGAAGAACACCAUUAAGGAGUUUUUCCAAUUGAUUUUUCCUUUCUUUUCACUUGGGCAGUUACAGUUGUUGGAACUCCUCCUUCAGUUGUAGAUCUUUGAGCUACCCCAUUUUCGGGUUUCAUCAAAGAAGACAGUAGAGGAUGUGUAUGCAGAAUUGCUGGAGGAGAUUGAGGUAUUCCCACUGUGAUGAUGAUAUCUUGUAAUAGUAUGAUGAUACUGAUGGUUUGUGAAGUUUUUCUGCUAAGCUGGUUUGAUUCUUUUGGUGUAAAUUACAGCAUCAAAGUUGUAACAUUUUUGUAUCUUUUUGUAAACUCUCUCUUCAAGUUGUUGGAUUUGCUUGGAUUAGUUCUCAUCAACAUUAAAUACCAAAAAUUCUGUCAUUUUCUCAGGAAAAUGUUUCAGGAAA
Messenger RNA from Vitis riparia (riverbank grape), 1993 nucleotides. Its product is annotated as protein S-acyltransferase 8-like. NCBI's taxonomy places the organism in Eukaryota, Viridiplantae, Streptophyta, Magnoliopsida, Vitales, Vitaceae. The record is from RefSeq and is a predicted model, not a curated record. Gene Ontology annotation, cellular component: endoplasmic reticulum; Golgi apparatus. Gene Ontology annotation, molecular function: protein-cysteine S-palmitoyltransferase activity. Gene Ontology annotation, biological process: peptidyl-L-cysteine S-palmitoylation; protein targeting to membrane. The transcript has 5 exons. The coding region runs from base 334 to 1602 and encodes 422 amino acids.